AUGGGGUUGUUGUCAUCUGGGACGCCCAUGUCAUGGCUAGACUCACGCAAGUACAAUGAGCAUGUGCGUGUGAAUGGGAUUGAACAGUUGUUGAAUUCUUUUGAAAGUGCUGAGUCUAGAGACGGCGAUGAAUUGUACUGGGGAGAUGAAGUCGAGUAUAUGAUUUGUGAGUUCGAUGAGGCUAAUGAGAACGUUGUUCUUAGUGUGAAACAUGAUGAGGUUUUGGUUCAGUUGAAUACGGAAUACCAGGCCGAGUGUGACGAGUUGAACGUUCAUUUCCAUCCCGAGUACGGUCGGUUUAUGUUGGAGGCGACACCUGCGAAGCCAUAUAAGGACUUCGAGGGUGCAGAGGUUGAGAGGAACAUGCAGAUGCGCAGGGCCGUGGCAGAACAGAAAUUGAAGAAAUUUAACGACGUGAACUUGGUGACUCCGUUGUCGUUGGCUGUUUUCCCACGCAUGGGUCGUGACAAUUUUACGAAUUUGAAGAACCCAUGGGAUCAUAAAAAUUCGGCUAGUAGGUCGCUGUUUUUACCCGAUGAGAUUAUCAAUAGGCACGCUAGGUUCCCCACGUUGACAGCCAAUAUUAGGACUAGACGUGGUGAGAAAGUUUGUAUCAACGUUCCUGUAUACAAGGAUGUGCGUACACCGGAAACUGAUCCGUCGAUUCACGAAAGAGAUUGGUUUGUUCCAGAGGAUUUGGAAUCUGCCAAAGCUUCUAAACCAGGAUAUAUCUAUAUGGAUUCAAUGGGGUUCGGAAUGGGGUGUUCCUGUUUGCAAUUGACUUUCCAGGCUCCUAAUAUCAAUAAGGCACGUUAUUUGUACGAUACUUUGUUGAAUUUUGCGCCAAUUUUCUUGGCCGCAACUGCUGCCUCUCCAGUAUUCAAGGGGUUCCUUGCAGAUCAAGACGUGCGUUGGAACGUUAUCGUAGGUGCAGUUGAUGAUCGUACUCCAUAUGAAAGAUCAGUGGAGCCAUUGCUACCCAAGUAUAAUAACGGGUAUGGUGGUAUCGCAACUGAAGAUUAUGCUUCAACGGCACGGAUCAAUAAAUCAAGGUAUAGUGUAGUGGAUUUGUACCUCGGUGGUAACGAGUUCUAUGACUCCAAGUUCAACGACACUGAGGUUCCUAUCAAUGAGAAAGUAUUCAAGAGAUUGGUAGAUAACGAAAAGUUCAAACUUGAUAAAGACUUGGCUCGCCAUUUCGCCCAUCUUUUCAUCAGAGAUCCACUGGUCAUCUUCGAAGAAAGGAUUGACCAGGAUAACGAAACAGAAACUGACCAUUUCGAAAAUAUCCAAAGUACUAAUUGGCAAUCGGUCCGGUUUAAGGUCCCUUCACAAAGUGCGACCCCAGAUAAUAAAGGAGCUCCUGGUUGGAGGGUCGAAUUCAGACCCAUGGAAGUUCAAUUGACAGAUUUCGAAAAUGCUGCAUAUUCCAAUCUCAUUUAUUUGUUGGUAGAAUCUAUUCUUACCUUCGACGAUAAGAUUAAUGCUUACAUGUACAUGUCUGAAAUUUGGAAAAACAUGGAAACUGCUCAUCAUCGUGACGCUACUUUGAAGGAGAAGUUCUAUUGGAAAUCCGACUUCUCUGACCUUCAAGGUAAGACAGAACUGCUAAGUAUCGACGAAAUUUUCCAUAACCACCAUAAUGGUAUCUUUGCCAUUUUGAUCAAUCCAAUUCUAGCACGUAAAGGUCUGAUCGUGAAAUCUUGGACAGAAUUGAAAGACAAUACAGGGAAUGCAGAAUUGGUCAGAUUGUACCACUACUUAAAACUAAUCAGUGACAGAGCUUCUGGUAAGCUGCCCUCCUUUGCAAACUUUAUCCGUACCUACAUUUUGAACCACCCUGAGUACGACCAAACAUCAUCGGUCUCUCAAAGAAUUAAUUAUGACGUUUUGCAUUUGUCUUAUAGAAUCACUCACUAUGACGACUCAAAGAAUGAAUUGAGCGCCUUCUUGGGUGAAGAACUUGCAAUGUAUUUAACUCAGAACAGUAUACUAUAG
Kluyveromyces lactis is the source of this 1998-nucleotide messenger RNA. It is a transcript of the gene GSH1, whose product is annotated as glutamate--cysteine ligase. Gene Ontology annotation, biological process: glutathione biosynthetic process. The record is from RefSeq and is a predicted model, not a curated record. Gene Ontology annotation, molecular function: glutamate-cysteine ligase activity. The transcript has a single exon. Bases 1 to 1998 code for a protein of 665 amino acids. Lineage: Eukaryota; Fungi; Ascomycota; Saccharomycetes; Saccharomycetales; Saccharomycetaceae.